Molecule: messenger RNA, 1154 nt
Organism: Thlaspi arvense
Lineage: Eukaryota; Viridiplantae; Streptophyta; Magnoliopsida; Brassicales; Brassicaceae
Source: the annotation of a GenBank genome assembly
GAAAAAAUAAAAAAUAUAUAGUGAGACGUAGACUCUCGUAGCUUAAUGAAUUGGGUAAGUCAACGGAAGAGAAGACUAAGUAAUUAGUCUUAAUCCCGUUUGGUAUCAGUUUGGUUAAAAGCACAGAAACAACCCAAAUCUUAUUCAGAAUUGAAAAAAAAAAAGGUAAAAAAAUUAAGACACAGAAAUCCGAGCAAUCGGAGAAAGAAGAACUCUUCAAUCUCUCGAUUCCUUCUCAUGAUGUCGGACGGAGGAGCACCGUCGAGGUACGUGAAGUUGACGAAGGAGCAAGCUCCCGUCGAUGAGGUUAAUCCCGGCGAACUCAAUCAGCCGAUUCAAGUUCCUCAUUUAGAUGUUCACAAAUGCAACGAGUGUGGCCAAGAUUUGCCGGAGAAUUUCGAAGCUCCUGCAGAUGAGCCAUGGACUACCGGAAUAUUCGGUUGCACUGAAGACAUGAGCAGCUUUUGGCAGGGACUCUUUUGCCCUAGUGUUCUGUUCGGACGUGUCUACGAGACUCUGAGCGAAGAAGAAACCUCUUGGACCAAAGCUUGUAUUUGCCAUUCGAUCGUAGUUGAAGGAGGCCUCACAGCUGCAUCGAUAGUUGCUUGCGUUCCCGGGAUCGAUCCACACACGUCGUUUCUUAUAUGGGAAGGCUUGUUGUUUGUUUGGUGGAUGUGUGGGAUUUACACAGGGAACGUUAGGCAAACUCUACAGAGGAAGUAUCAUCUCCAGAACUCUCCUUGUGAUCCAUGUAUGGUGCAUUGUUGUCUCCAUUUCUGUGCGGUUUGUCAAGAACACCGUGAGAUGAAGAACCGUCUUUCGGAUAACUUUGUGAUGCCUAUGACUGUGGUUAACCCGCCGCCGGUUCAAGAGAUGAGUGCUUCUAAUGACAGAGACCACCAACACGGCUCUGUCCCGGUGUCGCACCAUAGCUCUGAUCUUGAGAUGCGGCCAUUGUAGUCACUCUCAAUGUUCUACAACCAGAUUCAAACUUCAAAGGACUUGUUUUGUUCUGUUUUUUUGUAUGGGACCUGAUGGAUGGAUGGCUUAAGGAGGAUGAUAUGUAAACCCGACCUGGUUUGUUUAAAAUUAAAAUUAAAUUAAAUUAAAUGAAUGGUUUUACUUUAGAUAAAAAUGAAUUAGAACAGAGCAGA